ACUUCACAGGUUCAUUCGUUCAAAGACGGCGGAAAUGCAAGCAGGUGGUUUUGGCAACCGAUGAAUACGGAUUUAAUUUUCGAUUAGCUAAUGUUGCCGAAGUCGGGAUAAUGUUUACAGUUCAAAUCUAUUUUAUUUAAUCAAAGACAACGUUGUAUUGUUCAAUAUAAAACAAAUAUGGAUCGGCUUGAUGACUGGGGGUUUAAAUCGAAGAAAAUGGAAUUUGAAGAUGAUUUCUAUUUCGAUUAUGAUACAGAGGAAAUAACAAAUUAUCAAGACCCCAGUGAACUUUUAGCUGCUUUGAAACAAAAGGAGGAAGAGGUUAUUUUGGCAGCACAGCUGGGAAACGCAUUGCUUUUGGAAAAUCGUCAGGUAAAAGAAGAGAGCCAAACUAUUCAUGAACAAUACGCAGACACGUUUGAGGAGCUGGAGCAGGGCAAACAUGACCUGAGGUUGAAGCUGGAGGGCUGUCAGUCCCAGUGGGAGAGCCAGGUGGGGGACCUGGAGAGGGACGUGAGGGAGCUGAGUGUCCAGGUGGAGCAGCUGACCCAGGCCCUGAGCACAUCAGAGAGAGACAUGACCAGGGCCCAGCAGGAGCACCAAGAACAUACGCAACACCUUAGAGAGCAGCUGAACACCGCAAUGGAGGUGGAGAGAGCAAUGACCGGUGAGCUCCAGGUGCUGAAACAUGAGCUCAGGCAAGGGAGCCAGAGCAGACCUCAGGACGAGGAGCUGCUGAGCGCCAUGAGGGAGCAGGUUGUUCGUCUCACACAGAGAGAGCAGGCCCUGGAGGAGCGUCUGAACAGUGUGUGUCAGGAGAAUGCAGACCUGCGUGAUAGCCUUGCCUCCCUACACACCCGGCUCGCACUGCAAGACCAACACAACCAACACCAGAGCCAACAGCUGACGGAGGCAUGGAGGGAGGUGGAGGCAGCCAGGGAUCGCUCCCAGGAGCUGCAGGCCCAGGUGGAAGAGCUGCAGGAGGAGGUGUCCCUUCAGGAGAGCUGUAAUCGUGGAGACACUUCCCUACAGUCUGAACUAGAGACUAGUCUGGAGACCAUUGGUCAUUGCCUCAGUAGAGAGCAGAUGACCCAGGACUUGUCUACCAUCCUGGAGCUGCUACUGCCUCUGACUCAGGAAGUGAUGAACCCAGAGGGGUUACGGGUCUUAGGUCAGGGGGAAGAACCGCAAGAAGAACGGGUCUUAGGUCAGGGGGAAGAACCUAUGCUACUCCAGCUGAAGGGCGUAGCUCAAUACCUGGCUAACACCCACAGCCUCCAGGAGCUGAAUCUGGCCUUUGUGAGCGGAGGGAGCGAUCCGUGUGGGAAGCCAAGCAUGGUGCAGGAGCUGAGGGAUCAGAAUUCACAACUGCAAGAGGAGAACGCAAAAAUGAGACUCCAGCUUGAGAACAGACAAGAGGAAGGAGUUGUCCAGCAAGCCAUCCGAGACAGAGAUGAAGCCAUAACAAAGAAGAACUGGAUGGAGGCAGAGCUGGUUCGAAGUAAGAGUGACAUGAAGUGUCUGAACAACCAGCUCCUGGAGGCCAUCCAACGCAAAUUGGAGCUGUCUCAGGAGCUGGAGGACUGGCAGGAUGACAUCCAGAUCAUCAUCAACCAACAGCUGAGGACCCAGCAGCAGUCAGAGCAGGUCCAGAAGAAGCCGCCCUCCAACUCCAUGUCCUUCUUCCGUAGGCCCAGCAUGGCCUCCACCAGGGUCCGCCAGCCCUCCUCCUCUCCAUCGUGGACCUCAGAGGCUGGACAGGACAAGCCCCAAUCCCCCUGGAUGGACUGGCUCAGACGGGGCAAGGUGGCACAGCAUGGCAAAUAAUCCAGGCUGGUGCUUCUCCAUAAAGGACUGGCACAUGGAGCCACUUUAACCAGCUUGCAGGUCUAGAUCUGAAAGGACUACAGCUUGAGGUUGCUGGAGUUACAUAGUGGGUUUAGACGUUGUAGUAAAUACAGUGCCAAGCAUUUCCAGGACUCAGUAGUGUUGGUUGAGUUCAGAGGAUUCCAUAUGGUCACUGUAAAAAAAUAUGAGCCAUGAAGGACAACACUAGUGAAGUCUGGCAUCUUAUUGUAUUCUGUUCAUUUCAACAAUUCAGUUGUAUUCAACAAAUCAAUUGGGCUACAACUUAUUUGUAACUCACCUCGCCAGGCAACUCUUCUGUUCUAUUUCACUCGAUUAUUCAUUAAAUUCACUGUAGUGGGCUGGAUGAUUCAAGGUUUGGUUGCUAUGUGUCAAUGACAUCCUUCCAAGUACUGGCAUGGGGGAACUGUUUAAAUAAACAUGACCAUGGUCAGAGAAUCACUAAGAAAUAGUUUUGGAGGUUGUGCCUUUUGUUUCAUGAUAAUAAUUGUUGUUUCAUUUGUAAAGUCAUUUGUGCCUGAGACUGUAAAUGUACCAUACCAUUGUAUGUCAAUAUUUGUGACAAAACUGAAUAGUAUUUUCACACUAUUGUUUUUACACUAACUAAAGCAGAGAUUGAAUUGAUAGUCAGACUGUGCUGGGCCAUAGUACUGUAUAUGAACAUGUAAUUGCAUUGUAUAUCAACUGACCAGAUACACAGCAGAAAUCUAAAUUAUCACAUAAUACCUCUAAUUGACCUAUGACUACGACUUCUGUCAAGAUGUGAAAAGAUUUGCGAAUGUAGCUAUCAUGUAUUCAGAAACAAAAUGAACAGAAAUAAUCCUAUAUGGCUAAUUACUCCAUAUUAAUGUUAGGGAGAAACACUAUUUGACAACCCUUUAAAUAAAUGCAUGUAAGAUAUCGUAUUCUGUACAUACAAACUGUUCUUUUUGCAAUUGUAAUUGCUGAAUUGAUUGUCAUAUGCUAUAUGAAAGAUGGAGAAAAUUUAGAUUUUACUAAAUGCUUGAUGUACUGUAUUUAUAUUGACUUAUCAUUGGGAGCUUUUGGAGGAACAAGGCAAUUCAUCCCAUGGAGCAAGGUCAUAGCUAUUUGGACACAAGACAGCAUUCAAGUAUGCAUACAAUGUACUUGCACAUACAGGUAGUUGACUUUGACAAUAUGCAACAGAAAGUCCUUAGAAGGACACUAAUAUAACAUUUUAAAAUCUGCUCAAUAUUUACCUGUGUAUUAUGAUGGAUACUGUACUUGGUGUUUAACAUGUAUCCACGUACAGUACACAAUAGCACACAGAAUUCCAUUGCAAAAUAAAGUACAACUUUUUUCAUAAGGACUAGCAGGCAUAUUUACUGUCCAAAAAGUCAAUUAAGAGACUGUAUGUUUUGCAGGCCAAUCACUUACCCAUGUGUCAUGAGUCUUCACCAUAUCAAUGGCAAUGUGCUCAUGUGUGUCUGUAUGAAUCUAUCUAACUCUGAUUGUUCCAACUCACUGGGUUACUUACAAGUAAUUUGAUUUAGAGUGUAGUUUAUCUUAGCCAAACUUUUACUUUCAGGAGGCAUUCCAGAGCAUUCGGUCAGUUGGGCCCCUACGCAUUCCAGUUUUUUAUUCAGUCCUUCCAUGUGAUACAUCCCGUACCGAUGUGAUAAACUAGACAAAUGAUAGUUUCUUUUUGAUCAGUUAGACCAUGUUUUGAGUACCAUUGUAUUUAUUUGGAACAAGAGAUUUCCCAACUAAGGCUAUUGGUUGUUUGAGUUUGACUAUUGCUUUAACUUCAAACUCCCCCUUCUUUACCUAUAGGGGUCGCUGAAUCCUUUCAGCUAUUAUGUUUCCACAACCUCAUGGUGUUAUUUACCAGUUAGAGUACAGGUCAGAGAUAUGACUUUGUAUUAGAAUAAUCUCUUUCACUGUCACUAAGGUGUUGGGUUUACUGUGCAUUUUGUUUUAAGGUUGUCUUGUAGCAUACUUGUAUUGGCUUGGUAUGUUGUUACUCUACAUUUGUUUCACUUUGAUCAUCUAUACUCUAUUGUUGUUGUUUUUUUUAACCCAUUUUACAAUGAAUUUAAGUAGCAUUCUUUGUGUUCAUUACAUUUUUCUUUAUUAAAUCAGAAAAGCAAAUGUUUGUG
Messenger RNA from Hypomesus transpacificus, 3986 nucleotides. Its product is annotated as BICD family-like cargo adapter 1. Lineage: Eukaryota; Metazoa; Chordata; Actinopteri; Osmeriformes; Osmeridae. The transcript has 10 exons. The record is from RefSeq and is a predicted model, not a curated record. Gene Ontology annotation, biological process: Golgi to secretory granule transport; vesicle transport along microtubule. The coding region runs from base 178 to 1827 and encodes 549 amino acids.